Messenger RNA from Myripristis murdjan (pinecone soldierfish), 1224 nucleotides. It is a transcript of the gene sync, whose product is annotated as syncoilin, intermediate filament protein. The coding region runs from base 1 to 1224 and encodes 407 amino acids. The record is from RefSeq and is a predicted model, not a curated record. Gene Ontology annotation, cellular component: intermediate filament. NCBI's taxonomy places the organism in Eukaryota, Metazoa, Chordata, Actinopteri, Holocentriformes, Holocentridae. The transcript has 5 exons.
AUGAGAGAAGUUGCGCUGCCGUCGUCCUGCUGCUCCCACCUGGAGCCUCCGUGCGCCCAGUUUGCCUCUUGGCUGGUGAUGGACACUGACAGAUCUGUGCAGGACUCCCAGGAUGGACUUGGCAUGGCAUCUGCAGUGGACUCACAUGCUGAAAUUAGAUUUGUUGAGGAUAUUAUUGAUCCAGAGAACAGCCACACUGACUCUCACACAGACAUUACUUACCGUGAAAGCACAUGUGACACUGGGUACCUGAGACAAAGCCCCAUUGCUGAAGCAAGCCAGUCCUCAGAGAGAUGGACAGAACACACCGUGACAGAAGCGGACCAGGCGGACAUGGACAGGCUGGGGCAGCGUUUCGACCAGAGUAUCCAGCAAGUGUCCCGUCUAGAGACAAAGAGGGACGAGCUGAUACAAGAACUUCUCCAGCUGCACCAGCCCAUGCUGCGAGUUGUGGAUCACUUGAGAGGCACGCUAGGGCAGGCACGGAGACGGCUCACCCUGGUGCAGCUGGAUUAUAUCGCUGUGCAUGAGGAUGUGCAACAGGUGAAGAAGAAGCUGUUUGCCACAGCGAGAGACUGCAUCGAGAGCCAGGUGAUGCUCACUGCACAGGAGUAUGAGGUGGCUCAGUUUGCUGUCACACAGGAGGAGCUCAAGGCCCAUAUCCUCAGUCUGACCGAGGAGCUGUCCCAGCUUCAGGAGGACCACCAGAACCAGCUCAACACCUUGAAGGACCAGGCCCACAAGCUCAGCCGGCCCAGGGCCAUGAGCGACGUCAGCCACUGUCGCCGGGCCUCUCUCAGUCUGCAGCGGCGGCUCAGCGGCAGCAUGAAGGUGCUGGAGGGUUGGUACGAGCCUCGGCUCAUGGCCUUGCUGAAGAGGAGGCAGAUAGGGGAGGACGCUUUGAGGAAGAGCAGGGAGCAAGGGCAGGACCUGAGGGCCCGCCUGAGACCCCUGAGAGAGGACAUCCAGAAGCUGGAGCUGCAGAGAGCCUGUCUGGAGGAGAGACUCGCCCUGAUGGAGAGGGACAGGCAGGAGAAAGCUGCACAGCACAAGGAGACUGUGGAGACACUGGAGGAGACCAUGAGAGAACUGAAAAUGGAGUUUCAGAUUCAAAGAAAAUCUAAGAAAGAUUUGGAAGAACUUAAAGACGGCCUUUUAAGAGAGCUGGACUUUCUCAGAGGCUGUGAUGAAUCCAGAGAGGCCACAGCAGAAGAGGAUCACUAA